Messenger RNA from Blastomyces dermatitidis ER-3, 2594 nucleotides. Its product is annotated as asparagine synthase (glutamine-hydrolyzing). Gene Ontology annotation, molecular function: asparagine synthase (glutamine-hydrolyzing) activity. The transcript is spliced from 3 exons. Gene Ontology annotation, cellular component: cytosol. NCBI's taxonomy places the organism in Eukaryota, Fungi, Ascomycota, Eurotiomycetes, Onygenales, Ajellomycetaceae. The coding region runs from base 615 to 2066 and encodes 483 amino acids. The record is from RefSeq and is a predicted model, not a curated record.
AUUAGAAAGCGGCCUAGCAGCAUCAAGCAAUGUUGCGAAGUUGGCGUUUGGGGCUAUAUAUAUAAGGGCCUACCUUAUGGAAAGGUUUCUAACUUCACUCAAUCUUGUCCAUUAAGUCAAAAAUUUUCUACAAAACAAUAUUCCUCAGAAAUUUUCAAAAUGUGCGGCAUAACGGGGAGCAUUGCCCUGCGUCUAGACCAUGUACGCGGGGGUACUCAUGGCAGCCCUGAAGCAGCCCCUGAUGAGUCCCUAACCUACAAACUUUAAGCCUCUCUUGAGAAAAUAAAGCACCGCGGACCAGAUGGAUCUGGCAUCUGGGUCAGUCCGGAUGGCAGUAUUGGCCUUGGUCAUUGCCGUCUUGCCAUCAACGACCUCUCCCCCAGCGGUUCGCAACCUCUUUCAAGCGAUGAUGGGCAAAUUCACACCGUCGUCAAUGGCGAGAUCUAUGAUUACGACCGGCUGCGGGGCGUCUCUGCUGUCGUUCACGGCUACAAAUUCCAUGGCGAAAGCGAUAGCGAGCUCGUGUUAGCUGUCUACAAAAUACACGGAUGCCCGGAGUUCUUUAAACACCUGCGAGGCGAAUUUGCAUUUAUUCUUUAUGAUAGCCGCGAUGGAUGCAAAAUGGUGAUUGCUGGGAGAGAGAUAGGUUUGGUAUUAAGCCUCUGUUUUGGACGACUGUUGGGGAUAGGGUAUUACUAGCAGCGGAGGCAAAAGCAUUUCUGCCUUUGGGUUGGAAGCCAGAGUGGGAUGUUGGGGCAAUACUGGAACGCGGUUGGACGGUUGACGACAGAAUACAGUUCAAGGGCGUGAAAAAGGUAUUGCCAGGCCAAUGGCUUGAAAUCUCCAAGAAGGGGCUUGAAUUACAAAGAUACUGGGAUUCGGAUUAUGAAGAUAAGACAAAACCUGACACUCGGAGCAUUGAUGAAAUGGCAAUUGGAGUCCGCGAGCGACUCAUCGAAGCAGUCCGGCUGCGACUCCACGCUGACGUUCCUGUUGGCAUAUAUCUGUCAGGUGGUAUCGAUUCGUCUGCCAUUGCAGGAAUUGUAACCCAACUUGCGAGAAAGGAACACAUCAAGAUUGGCAGCCAAGCAACAACGAGAGUGGAAUGCUUUAGUGUUCAGUUUCUAGGAAAUUCGGGCUAUGAUGAGUUAGGUAUCGCCGAUAGGACAGCCAAAUGGUUGGGUGUCGAAACAAUUAAGAAGGUUGUUGACGAGGCCAUUCUAGCGGAUAAUUUCACCGACGCAGCAUAUCGUUGUGAACACCACAACAACGAUCUAAACUUUGUGGCGAAGUUUGCACUAUCGACGCUUCCGCAAGAGAAUGGGAUCAAGGUCGUAAUAACAGGUGAGGGAGCUGACGAACACUCUGCGGGAUACGCAUACUUCCUACAGGACCUCCUGCUAGAGCCGGACCUAUCUCAGCCGAACUCUAAACCCUCGUCGGACGAGGUCCGCCAGCAGCUGCUAAAGAAAGUGGUUGAUGAGAUGAGCAAUAUUUCCCGCAAUCACGGAGCGGCCAAGAAUGACAAAAACGGAGAUAAUCGCUUUCUUGCUGACGCCAAUUGCUGUUCAAUGCCCAUGAUAUUAUCCUGGGUCGCACAACCAUCCACAAAGGUUUUCGCAUCAUGGAUACGCGACAGUAAUCAAGAGUACGAUUUCUACAAGGCGUUAAUGAUGUCGCACUCAUGUGAAGUCCGGGCCAAGAUGCGAUCAACCUGGCAUCCACUGCACACAUACCUAUACAUGUGGAACAAUAGCGCCCUAUCCAACUACAUUCUUUCGGAUCUGGGCGACCGCCUCGAAAUGGCCCACAGUGUUGAGGGACGCACACCGUUCUUGGAUCACCAUCUCACGGACUAUGUGAACAGGCUUCCUCCAAGCGUCAAAGUCGCCUAUACCGCACAACAAAUGACGGCGGAUACUCAGCAGGACGACGCAAUCUGGAAGAACGCCGGGUCAGCACUGCAGUCGAUAACAGAGAAAUGGAUCCUGCGCGAGGCGGUUCGGCCGUACAUUACUGAUGAGAUUUUACCGGAGGAGAAUGCGUUCCUGGCACCAAUAAAGUAGCCAGAAAAGGGGCCCCUGCAUCGCAUGUUUGAAAAGCUGCUGACUCGUGAUGCUGUUUAAAACCUAUGUUUUGUCGGCUACAAUGUAGUUGAGCAGGGACUAGGUCGAGCAUUUGGUGAUAACGCAGAUGGACUUGUGUUCCGUACGUUGCUGUGCGUCGGCUCGUGGGUUGCCUUGUCACAAAGUUUAGGCGUUAAAGGGGCAGAGGCGGCGGACUAUUCAUUAAGUGCAUCUGCUUUUACCAUUUCUUUUAUGGGGCUGAUGGUGUUUUGAUGAAUCAAUGAGUCUACGAUGGAAUUACCUGCCACAGCUCACGAAGCCCCACUGGAAGCUUUACACAGCUUGCCUGAGUGAGGAAGAGGAUAGCUAGCGAUCCCCCUUUCCCCCCUCAGUCUUGGACUGAUCUCAAGAUGCAUCCCUAGGUUAGAACCGCUAAGCUUCACGCUAUGGGUAACUAUCCAUGAUGACCGCGCAACCUUAUCUAAACCAAACCUUGGAAUAGUUAUAUCAAAAUAUAUCCAUUUGCCU